UACCCGUUCUUGCGGCGGCUCUUUGGACGACCGACGGACCUCCUCAGCUGCCCGCACGAUACGGACGUGCUAACGAUUCGGCCUUUCGGUGUCCCCCUGCAGCGCAAUCCGCGCCUGCUCGAUAGGCUCAUUGCGGACCAAGGAUUCCUUACGAUUGAAAUGACGCUGCAGUACCAAGCGCCAGGUGGGCCGUCGCGGCGCCGAGGCACGACCGUCGGGCUCUGCACCAUCGACCUUCCGCAGACGUCGUCGCAGGACAAGAUCGUUUUGAGUGGGUUUUGCCACUUUGAUCAGGAGGCGAGCCGCGUCACACGACCGUCGUCUCCGAAAGGCGUCGCCACGCCCACCGACAACCCCUCCCGGCUCCCAGAACGAUCCGCGGAAGCGGCGCCACCAGUGCAGUAA
This is a messenger RNA of Saprolegnia parasitica CBS 223.65, 405 nucleotides long. RefSeq lists its product as hypothetical. The annotation marks the transcript as partial. NCBI's taxonomy places the organism in Eukaryota, Oomycota, Saprolegniomycetes, Saprolegniales, Saprolegniaceae. The transcript has 4 exons. The record is from RefSeq and is a predicted model, not a curated record.